GUGUGUGUGAGGGAGUGUGUGUUUGAGUCCACAGGACGGGAAUCAUGAGGCGUCUGCUGCUGCUGGUUCUGGGGCUCGUGCUGCUCCAUGAGGGCCGCUGUUUUGAGUUUGUGAUAGAUGGGGAAUGGGAGAACGAGGCGACGCACGUUCACGACCGUCAGGAGAGACACAAGAGAGCGAUAUUGACCAGCGAGGAGCAGGAAGACUUUGAGGCCAUCCGUGGAGAUGACAUCACCGUCAAGAGCUACAAGGUGGAGAGCCGCAUCACGUCGCGGUUUGCUCACACAACCGUCAGGAGCUCCGUGGUCAACUCGGGCUCCAAAGCUCAGAGCAUCGGCUUCAACGUCCAGAUCCCCAAACGAGCUUUCAUCACCAACUUCACCAUGAAUGUGAACGGGAUCACAUUCGUGGGCUCAGUUAAAGAGAAAACAGUGGCGAGGAACCUUUACGCCCAGGCCAGAGCCAGAGGCAAGGCAGCAGGGAUCGUCAGGGCGAACUCCCUGGACCUCGAGACCUUUAAGACAGAAGUCCACGUUCCUCCUGGCAGUAACAUCGAGUUCGAGCUCCACUACCAGGAGCUGAUGCAAAGGAAGCUGGGCUUCUACGAGCACUCGCUGUACCUGCAGCCCGGGAGGCUUGUGCCACAGUUCCAGGCGGAUGUGUACAUCUAUGAGCCGAAGGGAAUCUCAAAGGUAGAAACACCUGACACCCUUGGAGAGAAAUUUAUCAACGCGAUCAAAGUUACAUCUUCCAAAGACAAGGCUCAUAUUGUCUUCAAGCCAAACCUGCAGCAGCAGAAGAAGUGUGACAACUGCACUGAUAGCGCGAUAGAUGGACCCUUUACCGUGAGGUAUGAUGUCAACAGAGACGACAGAAUCGGGGAAUUACAGGUCUCUGACGGACACUUUGUCCACUUCUUCGCUCCAAGCGGCCUCUCACCUCUUCCUAAAAACAUCGUGUUCGUCAUCGACGUCAGUGGAUCCAUGUGGGGGGUCAAGAUGAAGCAGACAGUGGAGGCCAUGAAGGCCAUUUUGGACGACCUGACCUUCGAUGAUCACUUCAGCAUUGUUGACUUUAACCACAAUGUGCGCUGCUGGAGCGAAGAUCUGGUGCCUGGGUCCUCCAUCCAGAUCGCAGACGCCAAGAACUACGUCCAAAACAUCAAACCCAACGGAGGCACCAACAUCAACGAGGCUCUGAUGAGAGCGGUUCAGAUGCUGGUGAAAGCGUCCAAUCAGGGACUAAUCGACUCUCGAUCGGUCUCUAUGAUCAUUCUGGUGUCUGAUGGAGACCCGACUGUGGGUGAGAUUAAGUUGAGCACCAUCCAGAAGAACGUGAAGCGGGUGAUGAGGGAGGAGUACUCGCUCUUCUCUUUGGGCAUCGGCUUCGACGUGGACUACGACUUCCUGGAACGUAUCGCGAUGGAGAACAGGGGCAUGGCUCAGAGGAUCUACGCUAACCAUGAUGCUGCAGACCAGCUACGGGCAUUUUACAGCCAAGUGUCCUCUCCUCUGAUGAGACAAAUCACAGUUCAGUUCCCAGAAGACACCGUGUCAGACGUCACCCAGAACAGCUUCGAUAAAUACUUCAGCGGAUCAGAGAUCGUGGUGGCCGGAAAGGUGCUGCCGUCAGACAGCAACACCCUGACCAGCUUCACCACCGGGACUGCUGCCCGACUUGACCUCACCGUGCAUACUGAGUCCGACCUCUCCGAGCUGGACCAGGAGCUCGCCAAGCAGCAGCACUCGUUCACAGGCUUCGCUAAGCAGCUGUGGGCUUACAUCACCGUCAAACAGCUGAUCUCUGAGAGGUCUCUGGCUACCACUGCCGCCAAGAAAAGGAAGAUCACGCAGCGGAUCAUGGCGCUGGCUGUGGAGCAUCAGUUCGUCACUCCUCUCACGGCUAUGCUGGUGGAAAGCGAGGACGGCACAGAGAGGCUGCUGGCUGACUUCCCCAAAGACCCGAAACACGGCUGCUGCUCAGGAAUAGGAGGAGGUGGCCCAGCGUCCUCUAAUCUGGCUCCGGUCCGGGUCGUGUACCAGCCUCCACCCUGGGUCCAGAUGACGACUGCAGCGACCCCAAGUGAGGCCGCCAAGGGUCCCGAGGAGCACGCCGUGCCCCAACAGAUCAACUUAGUGGACAACGACCCUCACUUCAUCGUUCACCUGCGCGGAAGUGACACACACGUCUGCUUCAACAUCGACUCCAAAGUGGGACACAUCCUCAACCUUGUUUCUGACCCUGGAACAGGUUUGGUGGUGAACGGUCAGCUGAUUGGCGCAAAGCGGAUGAAGAAAGGCAAACAGAACACAUACUUCGGCACCAUCUCAGUCUACUACCAGCCUGACGGAGUCAGUGUGACCAUCAGCACCGACAGCAUCAACAUUAACGACGGCACGAACAACCAAACCUUCACGUGGGGGGCCACGGCUGACAUCGCGCAGGACGGUGUGAGGAUUUCCAUCGUAAGGAACUCUCAUGUCAACGUCGUUAUAAAUAAUAACAUCCAGGUGAUGGUGUUACUUCACCGCGUGUGGAAGAAAAACCCGAUCAGUGUAGACUUCCUCGGUAUCUACAUUCCCAAUGACAACCAGUACUCCCCUCUGGCCCACGGACUCAUAGGUCAGUUCAACAGGGAUCCUGAGCUGAAUGUGUAUGACAUGCACCAAGGAGUGGACCCUCUGAAGCCAGAGGCCACCAUGGAGGUGAAGGGGAACACGCUGCAGGUCACCAGAGGCUGGCAGAAAGACUACAGGCUGGAUAACAAGCGCGGCUCCAACAUCUACUGCUGGUUCGUUCACAACAGCGGGAAGGGCUUCAUCGACGGCCACUACACCGACUACAUCGUGCCCAACCUCAACAGCUUCCUGCACACGCACUGAGCAGCUCUGAGAGACGUUCAAGAACUAACUGCUGCUAUUAACCUCGAAAUGUUACACAGUUAGAACCCGGGGCUGGUGCUUCACUUCUUCCUCUUUUUAAAAUGUUAGACGUUCACUUCUUAAUUAUGUUCCAAAGAAACACCAGGAGUCACUUUUGAUACAUUUAUUUGGAGAAAAUGUACAUCUGCAAAUUUAAGGUCAACUUGAACAUUAAUACAAAAUAAAAAAACAAGUUGAACACA
Molecule: messenger RNA, 3124 nt
Organism: Notolabrus celidotus (New Zealand spotty)
Lineage: Eukaryota; Metazoa; Chordata; Actinopteri; Labriformes; Labridae
Gene: itih2
Product: inter-alpha-trypsin inhibitor heavy chain 2
Exons: 21
Coding region: 45-2882 (945 amino acids)
Biological process (GO): hyaluronan metabolic process
Molecular function (GO): serine-type endopeptidase inhibitor activity
Source: RefSeq, a predicted model, not a curated record